AUGCAUGCCAAGUCACAAACCCUGACCAAGGAAUUUGUGUUGCAAACUGUAGGACCAGGGCCGACUGGUGCGAACCACCUGAGAACUCAAGCCGUGUACAAAGACAACCAACCUGAGCCACGAGUGGGAGUACCCAAUCUUGCCAUCCCACCCAAUGCCGAGCUCCUGCACUCAGCAAGUGACCAUGUAGCUUCUGAGACGAAUGCGAAAGACCCUGUAACUGAAGUUCCUCAUGAAUCCAGCUUUGCAUCCGAUCCAACACAUGCCCUGUCGCCGACAGUGUACCGAACGGUAGGUGAUCAAUGUGGGGACGGCACAUCAGUGGUACCAGGCUAUCUCGAUAGCAACAACUCCGCACUGAGCCCUGCAGUAAAUCCAGAUGCAAAAGAUGUUUCUCCAGGCAAUGUCUUGGCAAAUCAUGUCACGCAGGUCAUGCAACCGACAGAAUCCAGACAUGCAGAAAACAAGGAAUAUCCCAAGAAGAUUCCCUAUGUUGCUGAUACCAUGGAUCAUCAGACCCAACAUGGGACAGCACCCGCCUUAUCCCCCUUUUUUCAGGCCAAGCCCCUUCCACGCUUAGGGUGUGGGGGCCCCACCCAUAACAUGGAUGCAGUGUGUCAUGAGGGAAAAGCUGGGGAACCAAAUCUCCAUUCCAAGGAUUCUGCCCAUGCCCUGCGUCCAGCAGUGUACCGUGAAGAACCUACUGCCAGUAGUAGGAGUCCGGAGAUUGACAAUUCAGAUCAACCACGAUUUGCCCAGGAAGGUUGGAUGGUCCCGCAGUCAAUUUCCCACACAGGUGACAAUGCAGACCAGCCAAGACCCACCCAGGAACGUUGGAUGACAUCGCCGCCAAUUUCCCACACAGGUAUGCCAGAAGCCCUGCCAAUGGCAGUGUAUCGGAACUUGGGAGAUGCCCAUCAGGAUGACUUCACUCGAAAUUUGCAUGCCAACGAGGCAUCCAGUAGCUGCCGUAACCUCAACACAGUAGCUGAUCCAAUGCAUGCCGCCAUUCAUGACCCGCCCACCCUCUUUCAGGCCAAGCCCCUUCCACGCUUAGGGUGUGGGGGCCCCUCCCCAUUUGGAGAUUCACAUGUGACUGCCACUGAACUGGACUCCAACCAGGAUGAUGAAAAUACCGAGCUUUCAGGUGAAGCCAGAAAUGAUCAUGCUGCCAAACGGCACUGCACGGGCCCCAGGGAUGACACUUGCUCUCAUGGUCAUGUUGGCCAAUUGAUCAAACAAGAAGACAUGCAGUCACAGGAAGUGGACCUUGACCCUGAGGAAAGCACUAACGUCCACCAGCCGGAAGGUACCCAUUCCCCAAUCACGGUAGGAUCUGAGACUCCCACCAUUCCGGAUUCCAUCCAGCUCCAGCCGGUGCUGAAAGGAUCAAUCCAUUGGCAACAAUACCAUGAGAUAUUUUGGUUUGCAGCGGACAUUCCAGGAACGCAUCUUGAGAGAGUAUGGGAAUUGGGGCCCUGCUGCACCUUUAGUGACUGGCAAGAGACCACCAUUGCCAGCCUGGAUCCGACCAAAGCGAAGUUGCAAGAUGAGACAUCCGUCGCACUGCCAAGAAACUGUGCUCAGGUCUUGAUUGAUGAUGAAUUGACUCUCCUCAAAGUUGAGCCCCAGGUGCCCCUGUUGGAACAGCAACACAUCCAGACCUUGUCAGGGGUCUUAUAUGACCAGUUUGGACCCUUGUCAGCAGGACAAACCACUGACUACGGCACUUUGUUGUUCAUGGAGCCAUUGACGCAUGGAGUCAACUCACGAGAGUUAGUCUUUGUCUUGGCAGCGUUCACACAGACCAGCAUGACAUGGCACGUUUGCAAACAGACCAAUCAAAUCUAUGCCAGUUUCGAUGGACCAAAACCUGCAGUGGAUUUCAUGUGUCAAUUCUUCUCUUUUGCCCUGACAGCACACUCACUCAACAUGUUGGGGAGGAAGGCUGAGAAGAAUAACAAUGGAGAUUUAACUUUCCGACCAACCCGAGAAAAUGGAGUUGCACCACCGAACUCAUUUCUCAUCGCCAUAUCCAUUGCAGCAGCAAGGACGCUCUUGGACUCCCUUGAAACGGAUGAACACCAGGAACCUGCCAGACUUGUCACACUCAAAUGGGCAGGAAGACCAGUGUGGCAUGGAAAGCUUUUGUCAUCCACCAACCUGGGUACCAUUGAAUGCAUCCUGAGAUAUUGCUUUGCACCAUGGGGCUUCACAACGGCAUUCCGCAUGAUUUGCCAAGGACAGCAAGUCCCUAUGGAAAUGAACAUUGCAUCGCUCCCUGGAGAUCCCAAAAGGAAAGAUCUGCUGAUCCAUGCAGUCAUGGCCAUUCGUGGAGGUGGACAGGGUACCAAGAUGCAACAGCGAGCAGUCCAACAGAACGCACUUGCCAGCACCCUUCUUGACCAUGGAUUCAACCUUGCCUGGACUACCAAAACAGUUGACACAAUCAUGGACAAGUAUGGCUUAGGCAAGCUCCAAACCAUCAAUGCACAGCCAAUGGGUGGUGCCAAGAUCCAGGCCAUUCUGCAGUUAUGCAAAGACGCAGGAAUCACCAUCCCAGACCUUGGUAAGUCAAAGUCAGGCAAUGAGCUGCCUGGGUCCGCCAGUCAGAAGAGGAAAAACGCCGAAGUGUGGGUGAGAGAGGGACAGAAGAUUAGUGCCGAUGAACUAGGAGUGCUUGUAGUUGGCCCAAUCAAUGUGCAUAGUGCCCUGGUUUCGGAAGAAGUCACUUUUCCGUGUCUCAACAAUGACCAUCAAAUGGUGCUCAUCAAUGCCACGAUGAUCCAGCUUGGAGCAAAGGCCAUUCAGCACAAGCAAGGUGAUCCGAAACAAGUACCAUCGGAAACCUGUAGUCUCGUAGCGGUUACCAUGUACAGGGAAGAUUGGCAAGAGGAUGACUGGAGGUCAAUCACCACCAACCCGGUGACAUUUGUGAGAAAGCAGUUGGAAUCAGAAGGCCUGUCCAUGGGCAUCCAAGCGGUUUGGGGCAAAUCCUUGCGUCAUAAUCGCUCACCUGCAACCCCGAUCCAAGCCAUGACUGUUCAGGUACAUAUGACGGUAGAGGAUGCCAUGAUGGAAAGACUUCUCAUCAGGUCAGGUUUCAACCGUUUGUUCCUCACGCCAAAGACACAGGUUGGUAGGUUGAAUCCGGCAUACAAAGUCAUUUGGAUCCCUGGUGAUGUUCCAAAGAUCACAUCACUCUCCACCAAGUGCCAGGCUUGCGUUGGCCUAGUGAGGGGUAGACAAGGUAAGGGUUAUGGAUUGAGAUUCCACCAGGACAAAUAUGACGCAGCAUGGGCAGUUUUGAUGCCGGGAGUCACCCCCCCCCAAAACACACCAGGGGAUAAAGUGUACAAGCUGCAGAACCUCCCUUUUGGUUGCACGAAGCUUAUGUUGCAGAACUGGGUUGAGACAAUGAAGUGGGAUGCAUGCCCCAUCCGUGCCCUUGGACCACAAACCUGGUUGGUUCGAGCAGAGGCUGACAUUCCUGAAGGCAUCUCAAUGUUCAAUUCAAACCCCAUCCUAGCCAGAUUGCUGCCGCCGAGGGACCAGCAAGGUCCAGAGAAGAUAUUGUUAGGCCCUCGCCCCAAGCCACAAGCAACUGCACAUGCUGAUCCCUGGCACUUGGAAUUGGGUCAAGAUCCAUGGGCAAACUAUGGCCCACACAAGGGUGUAUCCAAAACAACAAGCUCAGCCAUGCCACCACAACAGGGGCCCACAGAGAAAAGGUUCCUGGAGCAGGAUGCCAAGAUUGCCACGAUGCAGGCCAGCAUUGACCAGUUGACGCAGGCACAGGCAGUCCACACAAAGCAUGUGGAAAGCCAACUCAAACAAGCAGCCCAACGUGAGCAGGACAACCUUUGCAAAAUGGACAAAGCGCUCAAGCAUAUUGAGCAUACCGUUGAUACUGCUCUCACGAAAUCAAUGCAUCAUUACCAAGCAACGAUGGACGAGAAGUUCCAGGAGCUCAAACAUCUGUUCAUGAACAACAAAAGAUCAGCACCAGCCGAUGCUGAGGACAUGGAUGAUUGA
This is a messenger RNA of Cladocopium goreaui, 4035 nucleotides long. The record is from the annotation of a GenBank genome assembly. Lineage: Eukaryota; Dinophyceae; Suessiales; Symbiodiniaceae.